Messenger RNA from Drosophila virilis, 556 nucleotides. Its product is annotated as ejaculatory bulb-specific protein 3. Lineage: Eukaryota; Metazoa; Arthropoda; Insecta; Diptera; Drosophilidae. The record is from RefSeq and is a predicted model, not a curated record.
CCGGAAUUUAUUAUAAAGCGCAUGCGUUAAAAUAUAACAAGUACACAUAGUUAUCAAAGUAUAAAGGAGCUAUGCUUUGUUUAAAAGAAACACAAAAGUAUAUUUUAAUUUUAAUGUUUUUUCUUAUAAUUAUAUUGCCGUCAAAAAUUGAUGCUGACGAAAAGAAUAUCAAUAGACUUUUAAACAACCAAGCCGUUGUUAGUCGCCAAAUUAUGUGUAUUCUUGAAAAAAGCCCGUGUGACCAAUUGGGACGACAACUUAAAGCUGCUCUACCUGAGGUUAUAACAAGAAAAUGUCGCAAUUGCUCUCCCCAACAAGCUCAAAGUGCACAAAAACUGACAUCAUUUUUGCAAGCUCGCUAUCCGGACGUUUGGGCAAUGCUUUUGAAAAAAUAUCAAAAUGUCUAAACUUGUUGCAUGAAUUUAAUUGUUACUGUAAGAACGCUCAGAAUACAUAACUCGAAAUUUGCAAGCUUAGUUAAGUGAUUAUAUUAUUUUAUUGUAAGUUUCUUACUGUAAUAAGUCAAAUAUACGCCUCAAAUGCCGUUUUAAGCAAA